UUGGAGGGCUGCGGUUGGGAGGGGACCGGAUUCCUGAGCUGGAAGGCUUGCCGUGAUCCAAUCUCAGCCGUGGGAAAGAAUCGGAAACGGAGAGUCCCUGCCAUCCAGUGUGAAAACAUCCCAGAAGAACUGUACCAUGUCUCAGACUGGAGAGAAAGCUAAGUUCUCUGACUCCGCUGGCUAUGUGGGAUUUGCCAAUUUGCCCAACCAGGUCCACAGAAAAUCCGUAAAGAAGGGAUUUGAAUUUACUCUCAUGGUGGUCGGUGAAUCUGGUUUGGGAAAGUCAACACUGAUCAACAGCUUGUUUUUAACAGAUUUGUACCCUGAGCGUUACAUUCCUGGUGCGGCGGAAAAGAUUGAACGUACAGUUCAGAUUGAAGCUUCCACGGUGGAGAUUGAGGAACGUGGAGUAAAGCUGCGUCUCACGGUAGUUGACACACCAGGAUAUGGAGAUGCCAUUAACAGUCAAGACUGCUUCAAAACCAUCAUCCACUACAUAGACAAUCAAUUUGAACGCUACCUUCAUGAUGAGAGUGGCCUUAACAGACGGCACAUCAUUGAUAACCGCGUGCACUGCUGCUUCUACUUUAUUUCCCCUUUCGGACAUGGUUUGAAACCUUUGGACGUUGAGUUCAUGAAGGCCCUUCACGGCAAAGUAAACAUUGUUCCUGUCAUCGCUAAAGCAGAUACUUUGACGCUUAAAGAAAGAGAGAGGCUGAAAAGAAGGGUUCUGGAUGAGAUUGCUGAACAUGGAAUUAGAAUCUACCAACUUCCUGAUGCAGAUUCUGAUGAGGAUGAGGAAUUCAAAGAGCAGACCCGGGUAUUGAAGGCUAGCAUCCCCUUUGCAGUCAUAGGUUCAAACCAGCUGAUUGAGGUAAAAGGAAAGAAGAUUCGCGGGCGGUUGUACCCCUGGGGAGUGGUGGAAGUGGAGAAUCCAGAACACAAUGACUUCCUGAAGCUCCGAACUAUGUUGGUGACUCACAUGCAGGAUCUACAGGAGGUCACUCAGGAUUUGCACUACGAAAACUUCCGUUCAGAGAGGCUUAAGCGCACCGGGAAGCCUGUGGAGGAGGAAGUGAUGGACAAAGACAUGAUUUUACAACAGAAGGAAGCUGAGCUGAGGAGAAUGCAGCAGAUGAUCGCUCAGAUGCAAGCUCAGAUGAAGAUGAAGCCACCUGGUGACGAGUAAUCUUGUACCCAUUAGGGUCCAUGGACCAAUGUUAAACAUUCGCAGAAGACUUUCCAGAUGUCAACAUUUAGAGGCUGUUUCUACCAAUUUCUCGUCUAUUUUCUAUUCUCUUUAACUAUGUAACAUGUGUUAAGUGUGAUAUGAUAUUUCUUGUAUUUCAUAGUAUUAAGCCACACACUGCUCUCUUGACAGAAGCCUGUGCUUGUCAAUUGAGAUUUUAAUUCUUAACCAAUGAUGCAAAAAGGAAGUUGCAAGUCUUGUUACCAGCUGUGUGUAUAUUUGCACUGUCCUGUUUGUCUUCAUCACUAGGUCUGUAAUUGUCAUGUUUUUGCACUUCCUUCUAAUGGGAUCAUGUCAUUUUUACAUAUUUUUUUUAAACCCCUGUUGUACAAGAGCACGUGUUGAGCUGUGUGUCGCUGUUGUUGAAAUCAGGAAAAAAUCCAUAUUUAAGGAAACCAGGGGAACAAAAAUAACACCAGCAUUUUAUGGUACGAUUCAGGUACAGAUGAAAUCAUUCCUUCCCUGGUGCACUGGACUUUCAUACAACAGAUCUGAAUAAUGAACGGUACCUGCCUCUCGUAAAGUGCCUUGAUAAUUGGGUGAACUCUAUUAAUCAUAGUGACUUGAAUGUAAUAUUCACAUUUGUAUCAAGGAUACCUGCCAAUAAACUGUUAAUCUACUUGCA
Pelobates fuscus (common spadefoot toad) is the source of this 1874-nucleotide messenger RNA. RefSeq names its product septin-2A. The transcript is spliced from 13 exons. Gene Ontology annotation, molecular function: GTPase activity; molecular adaptor activity; GTP binding. NCBI's taxonomy places the organism in Eukaryota, Metazoa, Chordata, Amphibia, Anura, Pelobatidae. Gene Ontology annotation, cellular component: septin ring; septin complex; cell division site. Bases 137 to 1189 code for a protein of 350 amino acids. The record is from RefSeq and is a predicted model, not a curated record. Gene Ontology annotation, biological process: cytoskeleton-dependent cytokinesis; cell division; intracellular protein localization.